AUGAGCCAUGAGCGAGAAGAUCAAGAAACUACCGCCACCACGAGCAGCAGCGCCUCGGAUUGGCUCGACGAGUCCAUCGCCUUCCUCACCGCCGACCUCGACCUCGGCUUCGACGAUUGUGGCUGGUUGCCGGCAUCAGCGGCGCAGGAGCAGCAGGACGUCGGCGGCAUGGUCUCGGAGACACUGCCAUCUCCGGCCACCUUGCCCCGGCCAGAUCCGGGCCCUGUCUCCGCGAGCGUUGCAUCGUCGUCACCAGUGACGUCGCAGCAGGAGUUUGGGCAGCCCAAGAAACGCAAGUCUCCAGGGCACAGCAGCCAGCGAAGCCAUGUUGGCGGUGGCGGCAGCAGAGGCGGCGCCGAGCCUGACAAGGGAGGUUCGAGCUGCAACCGGAAGCCGGGAAAGAAGGGCAGUGCCAAGGGUGGCGCGGCAAGCAUGGACAAGGAGGCGAGGUGGGCGGAGCAGCUGCUGAACCCGUGCGCGGCGGCCAUCGAGGUGGGCAACCUGCCGCGCGCGCAGCACCUGCUAUACGUGCUCGGCGAGCUUGCCUCCUUCUCCGGCGGGGCCAACUACCGCCUGGCCGCGCACGGGCUGCGCGCCCUCGCGCUCCGCCUCCCGCACGCCGUGGGCCAAGCGGCAGCGGCGUCUAUGAAGAUGCCAUCUUUCGAGUGGCCGACGCCGGCGUUCUCCGGCGUAGAGCCGCGCCUCUUCCGCGCGUCGCUCAUCAAGUUCCACGAGGCCAGCCCGUGGUUCGCGCUCCCGAACGCGCUCGCUAACGCCGCCAUGGCGCAAGGCGCGACGAAGUGCGCGGUCGUUGUGCCCCGCCGGAUCCACGUCGUGGACAUCGGUGUGUCGCACGGCGUGCAAUGGCCGACGCUGCUCGAUGCGGUUACCCGGGUGCCACGGGGCUCCACGCCGCCCCCCGUCCGCAUCACGGUCGUAGGCCCCUCUGCCACGCCGCCGGUGCCCUUCUCCGCAUCACCUCCGGGCUACGAUUGCUCCCCGCAGCUCCUCCGGUACGCCAAGUCCAUCGACCUGGACCUUGCCAUCGACCAAUCACCAUGCUUAGACACACUGCACGGCGUCACCACCCCCGGCGAGACCCUCGUCGUCUGCCUUCAGUUCCGGCUCGGCCAUGCCACCGCCGACGAGCAAGCAGCCAUACUCCGAAAGGUCAGGACCCUCAACGCGGAGCUACUGGUCCUAGCUGAGCUGGACGGCGGCAGCCGCAGCGACGGCAGCGCGGCCAGCGAGUUCGCUGCGAGGCUGGAGCUUCUCUGGAGGUUCUUGGACUCGACGGAGGCAGCGUUCAAGGGAAGGGACGCCGACGAGAGGCUCGUGAUGGAAGCAGAAGCGGGGAUGGCAUUGGCCACGGCGCGGCGGGGAGCGGCCAUGUGCGGGCGCGAGGCGUGGCGGGCGCGGAUGGCGGCGGCGGGGUUCGAGGAGGUGGCGUUCGGGGGCGAGGCGGUGGAGACGGCGAAGGCGCUGCUGAGGAAGUAUGACGGCGGGUGGGAGCUGGUGCCGCCCUCGCCAGCAUCCGGCAGCGCGGUGGGGCUCCGGUGGAAGGGGCAGCCCGUGUCGUUCUGCUCGCUGUGGCGCCCGGCGUAG
Phragmites australis (common reed) is the source of this 1605-nucleotide messenger RNA. Its product is annotated as protein NODULATION SIGNALING PATHWAY 1-like. Gene Ontology annotation, biological process: regulation of DNA-templated transcription. Gene Ontology annotation, cellular component: nucleus. The coding region runs from base 1 to 1605 and encodes 534 amino acids. Gene Ontology annotation, molecular function: sequence-specific DNA binding; DNA-binding transcription factor activity. The record is from RefSeq and is a predicted model, not a curated record. The transcript has a single exon. NCBI's taxonomy places the organism in Eukaryota, Viridiplantae, Streptophyta, Magnoliopsida, Poales, Poaceae.